Sinocyclocheilus anshuiensis is the source of this 1841-nucleotide messenger RNA. Its product is annotated as nuclear receptor-interacting protein 2-like. Lineage: Eukaryota; Metazoa; Chordata; Actinopteri; Cypriniformes; Cyprinidae. The record is from RefSeq and is a predicted model, not a curated record. Gene Ontology annotation, biological process: proteolysis. The transcript has 6 exons. Gene Ontology annotation, molecular function: aspartic-type endopeptidase activity. The coding region runs from base 468 to 1367 and encodes 299 amino acids.
GGAAACGGGAGGACAGUUCGCCUCUGCAGCGCUGCAAGGACAGAGUGAACAUCUCUGGGAGGCAGACGGACCAAAGCUCUCAACAAUCACACGCCCUUCACCAUGACAACCACGCCAAUCACUGCACUGGACUGACAGCUGUCAAUCGACAGGAGAAGAUUAUCAGGCUCACCUGCUACAGGAGAGAUUACAAGCUACAAUAAGGGACUUGAGCGGAGUAAUUCCAAUUUAUGGUUGGUUAAAAGUUGCUAUCCAGAGGGAAAUUGGCAAUUUUUGAUCCCUCAACUGAACGCCUGCAUGCGUUCGUGUGUGUGUGCUUUAGGGGGAGUGUGUACAAGGUUGUCUUGCUGUGCAUCAGGGUCACAGUCUUACUGGCUGUCACCCGCCAGUGCAGUGCCACAAUAAGCUUCAGUAGAGCCCGUUUUAGUGGGUAGCUCUGUUUAUUUAGCAUUUUAGUCACGAAAACCAUGAGUGAGGGCAAGAAGGAGUUAGAGAUGAGGGACAAAGCCAUCAUGCACCAGCAGAGGAGACUGAAACAGGCCACCCAGUUCACGCACAAGGACUCCGCGGAUCUUCUGCCUCUGGAUGGGCUGAAGAGGUUGGGAACCUCCAAAGACCUGCAACCCCACAGCAUCGUUCAGCGCCGUCUCCUGGAGGGCAACAUUCCACGUUUGCGUGGAGAGGCCCGGGACGUCCCAUCUCAUGUUCGCUCACCCCUGACAGACAGCAAAGAGGGUGGCGAGCCGGAGGAGAGGAGCGAGAGCACGGUGGAUGACUCCACAGAAGAGAGGGAGUCUCCAGAGGAGAGCGAGAAGAGCCUGAGGUCUGAUGAGGAUGAGGAUGAUGAAGAUGAAGGGGACCGCAGCGAUGCAGGUGGAAAGACAGAGUCCAAGCAGAAAAAUGAAAUGGAAGAGGAGAGGAAGAAAGUCCUCAAAGAGGAUGAGAGAGCAUCCACCCUCUCAGCUCUAGUGGUCCAGUGUAAGUGCGGAGAUGCAGAAGUGAUGUUAUCCAUAAACACAGGGUGCCAAUACAACCACAUCUCUAAAACAUGCUGCAGACGACUUGGAUUGAAAACCAACCUAGAAGACAAACCUCAUGACAAGCUGCCACUCAGUGAUUCGACAGUGGAGACAGUGAAGUCCCUGCACCUGCAGCUGGGCAGAGAAAGAGUGCAAUGCACUGCCCAGGUCAUAGAGGACGCCCCAUUUGAGGUGUGUCUGGGUCUACAGACUCUGCUGGAACUCAAAUGCUGUGUGGACCUGAACUCCAGAGUGCUCCGGCUCCACAGCACAGAGCAGGAGCUUCCCUUCCUGGAUCCACCUGCUUGCAGCCAGUGCCAUCACCAUGACAACAACAAAAACAUGUGACCUCAGACCUACGUGCCCAACAGCCGCCAUGACCGUACCCAUGUAAUCAGAGAGGAAGUCGCCAGAAGGACACCUGCAUCUGGACUGUAGUGUUCCCUUGUGCCAGAUCAACUAGACAGGCCUCUCCUCUCUCAUCUUUUCUUCUUUAUUCUUCGUUGUUUGUUUCUGUGCUAUUACAGAAAUCUGCCAACUAUGAUUUUAUAUUAUUAUUUGCUGUGCUGAAUUAGUUUUGAUUAAAUGUAAUAAAGCUCAGGAGGAGGAAGAUUGUGUUCUGACAUUUUAAAAUUGCCUUCAUCGAAAUGAAAAAUGGGGUACACAGCUAAUCCUUAAGAAACUGAACUGCUAGAAGAUUGAUGAGUAAUAUUCUCUAACUUGUGAUUUUAAUUACAAUCAAAGUAAAUUAUAUUCUUAUACAUUAAUGUAACAGAGAGUCUCCUACACAAUCACCAAACCUGAUUUUAUACUUUUAAAUGU